Messenger RNA from Eruca vesicaria subsp. sativa (arugula), 1242 nucleotides. NCBI's taxonomy places the organism in Eukaryota, Viridiplantae, Streptophyta, Magnoliopsida, Brassicales, Brassicaceae. The record is from the annotation of a GenBank genome assembly.
AUGGAUUCCUUGACAGAUGAUCUCUGGGCUUUGGUACUUGCCAAGUUACCCAUCAGGAUUUUCACAUGUUUCAAAGUUGUUUGCAAACAGUGGAAAUCAGUUAUGGAGUCUCCAUUUUUCCGUAAACAUUUCGUGUCCAUGCACGAAAACUCAUCCUCUUCUUCUUCAUGGUUGCUCAUGUCCACUGAUGGCAGAGAUGCGAUAAUGGAUUACUACCACCAAUGCGACAUUUGGGGACUUAAACGACCACUGAGCUCUUUCAUCAAGUCUGCCUUAAACGACAAGAAUCCGAACCAAAAAUACCUAGACGUAAAGGUCGUGGCGUACUCCGAUCUUGGGUUGAUCUUGAUCUAUGCAAUAUCAAAAAUCAAGGAGAAGUCAUCCCUCUAUGUGGCUAACCCGGUUUCACAUGAAUGCGUAGAAAUAUUUCUUGACCCUCUUCUUGAAAAGAGUCAAUUAUGUAUCCCGCAAUGGGGAAUAGCCACACGAGUUGAUGAGAACGACAUCCUUUUGAGUUUCAAAGUUGUUGUUGUUAAUCGAGGAUUGAGUGGUGCUAUGUUAAAUUGUCUCAUAUAUUCAUCUGAGACAGGCAUGUGGAGUCUGGACAAUACUCCCUUUUCCAAAUAUUUUUUUACUGAGAGUUCGAUUAGCUUGAACGGUAAUCUUCACUGGUUCGCCAUAAACAAGGACAGUCAAGACUUUCUAAUAUCCAUGGAUUUAUAUACUAAUAGCACGAGUUCUGAUCGAUGGCGUGUUUCACAUUUUCCUGAUUUAGAGAAAACUAUCAAAUUCGAUAGAUCUUGUUGUCGUACACCUUGUCAUGGGUUUCUCAUGUAUAUAAACAUAGUCUCUACAACCAAAGUGGAUGGAAGCCUAGAAGAGAAGUUGUGUGUAUGGAGGCUUCAGAGCGAGGGAUGGCAACUAAUAUCUCAAAUAUCCCCAGGUUCUAUCUUGACCGGUGAUUUCAUCAACUAUGCUCCUCUGACGAUAAACCCCUUUGAUGCGAAAACAGCCUACUUUUGGAGCGAGAAACAGGAAAGUAUGCUAUAUAUUAACUUACACACCGGUAAGUCUCUGACCUACAAUCAGUUUGAACUUACAAGCAACCGUCGCACUAUGAUUCCCGCUCACGACCCAAGAGCUGUUAUUUCUCUCAAAAAUACAUGCGUCGGCCUUGUCCCGUUCGUUCUCCCACAAUGGCUGUAUCGGAUCCCGAACAUGGUGGCAGUGAGAAGAGUUUAG